Molecule: messenger RNA, 1310 nt
Organism: Aphis gossypii (cotton aphid)
Lineage: Eukaryota; Metazoa; Arthropoda; Insecta; Hemiptera; Aphididae
Product: splicing factor YJU2-like
Exons: 2
Coding region: 213-1064 (283 amino acids)
Biological process (GO): mRNA splicing, via spliceosome
Cellular component (GO): U2-type catalytic step 1 spliceosome
Source: RefSeq, a predicted model, not a curated record
GCGUGUUUGCAACUUCGUGAUAUGGCCGCCACAGGCAGUGAUAGAUAUGAGAUAUGGCGUUUCUUCGGUGGCGGUGGAAGCUUGCUGGUGAUAUUAUAAAACACUAAUUCGACUCGUUCAAUUUGAAUAUUUAUAAUAUUAUAAUCAUUCCACAGAAGUCACAGAAUAGUCAAUAGAAUAAUACACACUACUGGUUAUUACAGGUAGUCAAUAUGUCUGAAAGAAAAGUAUUAAACAAAUACUAUCCACCCGAUUUCGAUCCUUCAAAAAUUCCACGUAUGAAACUUCCAAAAAAUCGACAAUAUACUGUUCGUAUUAUGGCACCAUUUAAUAUGAAAUGUAAAACAUGUGGUGAAUAUAUUUAUAAAGGAAAAAAAUUUAAUGCUCGUAAAGAAGAUGCUGAAAAUGAAGAUUAUUUGGGUAUACGUAUUUAUCGGUUUUACAUAAAAUGCACUAGAUGUUUACAAGAAAUAUCUUUUAAAACUGACCCGCAAAACACAGAUUAUGAAAUAGAAGAAGGAGCUACACGAAAUUUCAUGGCUCUAAAACUUGCGCAAGAACAAGAAAAGAGAGAAGAAGAUGCUGAAAAGGAAGAAGAAGCUACAAAUCCAAUGAAGUUAUUGGAGAAUCGUACUCAGCAAUCUAAACAAGAAAUUGAGUUAAUGGAAUCCCUUGAAGAGUUAAGAGAUUUAAAUAGACGUCAAGGUAAUGUGGAUUUUGAUUCAAUGUUAUUGAAAUAUAACCCUGCAGAAUUAAAGGAGCAAAUUAAGCGGAUGCAAGAAGAAGAAGAUGAAAAUACAAUAAAAAGUUUAAUGGGUAUCAAGCGUAAGAUUGAUGAAAAUGAAGACGAAGAGUUGGUAGAAUCUGAAGAUAAUACGGCCAAAAGUAUAAUAAAAAAUGCAAUUACUUCAACAACACAACCUAGUGUGAAAAAAAAGGUCUCUAAACUCAACCUUUUAAACUUAGUUAAAGUUAAUAAUGUUACUAGUACCAAUAAGACAAAAGAAUCUGGUAAUUCAUUAUCGUUAAUUGGCAAUUAUUCAAGUAGUGAUGAUUCCAAUUAAAUAGUGUAAAUUAAUUUCAAGCUAAUAAAAAGCUAUUUCAAGCUAUUUAAAUAUAAAUAAUCAAUAAUUGUUGUAUAGAAUGAAAAAAAAAUCAUAUUACCUAAGGACUAUAAGGUAAACAUAGAUCUAUGGUUUUGUGAAUAUAAUAUUAUAAAUACAAUUUUUUCAAAUGUUACGUACCACAUUAAAUGUAUUAUUUUAUUUCAUAGUAAAUUUUGUACAAAUUAAAUAAUUAUUACCACUGAA